UAUGUGUAUAAAACAAUUUGUUAAGAAAUAACAUCGGAAAACAAUGGACAAAUAGUUGUCAAUCAAACACGGAUAGUUUCAGAUUAAAAUAAUUCGAUGGCAUCAUAAUGUUUUAAGACUUCGUAAAAUCAUUUCUCAAAAUCGACUUACUUAAUAUUAAUCAAACUUAAUUAAAUAACAUGUAAGUUAAGUGUCAAACAUGCGGAAUGCGUGCCGCUUUUACCCACACCUGUUAUAAGCCGGUCUGACUCAGCGCUGUGUUUCAUGCACACCUGAAAAAGAACGGACUAUUUCCCUGGAUGUUUAACAAGGACAUUGUAUUGGCGACUAGAAUAGCUUGACCAUUAUGGAUGCGAUUUCGUCCAGCCGGUCAUUCGCCCUGGCAUAAUUAUGGUCAAUCCUUCACGUAAUGUUAUUAUUGGGUAACUUUCAAUAAGUACUCCACAAUAAAUUGAUGAAAACCAGAGGUUCAAAGACCUAGUUGUUAUUUAUUGUUUAAAUCGGUUAUAUCUUUACCAAUAUGUAUAUAAAUAUUGUAUAUUUUACCGGUCGUGUAUCAGUUAACUUAAUAGUCUAAUACAGUACACAUAUCGAGGCUGAACUGAAAUAAAAAAAAUAACUAUCAAUUUAAAAAAAGGAAAAUUAUUGGAUUUUACUUUGUAAGGAAAUAAAAAAUGGACAGUAAUCUUGGAAGUUACGAUCUUGACCCUAGUGUGAAAUUAGCCUACGAGGCUUCGAAAAACAGUCAGUCUAUAAUGCCGAUACUAAAAGAGGAAUUGAAACUGACCAUUCUUAAUAGAAGAUGUAAAGAAGGAAAGGGGGAGAUAAAUUUUGACGAGAAGAAACCAGUUAUAAAAAGGGAGCUGACAGAGGACGAAGUGAAGAAAAAGUUGAGAAGGAAGGAACAGAACCGUCGAGCGGCCGAGAGAUGUAGAGUAAAGAAAAAAUACCUGAACGAGCAACUUGCCAUUGAUUACAUCAAUGAGCAGAAGAAAACAAAUAUCCUGUCGGCUGAAAUUGAACAACUGAGAAAGGAAAAAGAGAGACUACAAAGAGUUCUGCGAGACCAUGCAUUCACGUGCGCACGUGCCGUCACACCUUCACCCUCAUAUGAGGAUACUACCACUUUCUUUAGUAAUGGUCCAUACACGUGCCCCACUCCUGGUAUACCAAACGAAAAUCCUUACCCUCAAAGAGAUACCGCUACACCCAUGGAAGACCCAUUUGAUGAAUACGCACCUGCCAUCCAAGACCAAGACUUUCUCAUGUAUCCUGGUCUGCCCGAUAUGCUGUUACCUCAAAACAUUAAAACAUUUCCCACGUGCACCGCUCCCGCAGAGGAAUUACCGGAAAUACAACUUCCAGACGACUUCCCAGAUUUUCAGCCAAUUUCACCGGAUGUAGCCUUAGGACGACAGUCGAUAUCUGAAUUCUGUUUUGAUGAGGAGAGUUUAAAAAUUCUAUGACAUUUAAAUCAUAGAAAGAAAAGUUUCAUGUACAUGUUGACAUAGACUCCAUAUCAUAUACUGAUCAAACUUUUACAAGGAAGAUAAAGGACCUUGAUAAUUUGCCAAAAGAACGAAGAUAGACGUUCGGAAUAUAGUGAAUAUUUAAUGUUAUGGACCUAAGUGUAAGUUAUACAUGAGUGUUAAACUUUAGGACAUGUUUUGUGCUAAAUCCCCGCUUGUUCUAUGAUAUAAAUGGAGGGAAAGACUGUACAGAAAAGGUACAGUUUGCUGCUUUUUGUUACUCAGUUAAUACUGUAUUUGUAAAAAUGGCGGCUUAGUUAAUCAAGGAAAUUAAUAGUUUCGCAAUUUUAAAUAAACAGACUUUGGAACAAUGUUCAAAAUUGUGUAAACAAGUGAUUAUUUAGUUUUGGUGCAGAAACAUUAGCAAAUGAUAAUUUAAGCAACAUUUUAUAUCAGAAAUGAAAAACAACAUGUAUUUUAUAUCUAGAUAUCAAUUCUAAGCAUGGUUUCCGUCCAAUCAGCAGCAUUCGAUGACAGACUUUUAGUUUUGAAGUGUGUGGGGUUUUUCAUAAAAGCAAAAAACAAGCGUUGUGAAAAGAUGUAUUACAUACAUGUACAUUAGCCGGUGACUAUAAUUUCAACCAUGUACAAUCUUUUAUGCAAUUUUUCUUCUUUUUUUUAAAAAAAAAAAGAGAUUAAACGUAGAAAAAAUUGGCUGAACUUAAAAUGUAGACUAUUGAACGCUGAUGGGUAAUAACCGAAGGAAACCGAAUUAUAAAACAUGUAUUUUCUAGAAGCAGACGUCACUCCUAACCUUCAGUAUUUGUGGUGUUCGUCCUCUUGUGUUUUGUGGGGACAAUCAGUUUUCGAUGAAUGAUCUCAAUAAUGAUUCAUCAGUGCUUGAUAGAAUAGUUCAGCAUCACGUGAUUAUAACCUGCAGUUUAAGAGGAAACUUAAGAAAACUAAUAUAUUUGGGGGAUUUUUUUUUAUUAGUAUUUAAACAAAAUUAGUGUCCUCUUCCCUAGAGGUAUAGAGAUAUACAUGUACAUAUGAGCCGCGUCACGACAAAACCAACAUAAUGGGUUUGCGACCAGCAUGGAUCCUGAUCAGACUGCGCGGAUGCGCAGGUUGGUCUGGAUCCAUGCUGGUCGCAAACCCAUUAUGUUGGUUUUGUCAUGAUGCGGCUCAUAUUGUAAUGUGCCUUUUGUGAUUCUUUUGCAAUUUUUUUUAUUUCAUAUUUUUUAAGUUAUGGAAAAAACACUAAAUGCUUGGGACUUAAACAAAAUCACGUACACUAUUUUAUGGUUUUAUAAUGCAGGUGUUAAUUACUUGAUGUUCGAAUGACUUCAAUUAGUUCUUUUUAUAUCAUUUUUUGUUUUUGUUUUAUGUAUAAUCAUCUUGUUUGUAACCAAGUUAUCAUGUUAUCAUAUUAUUGUAUUGUUUAUUUGUAAUUGUUCAAUUCAAUCAUGGCGACAUAUCCUUCCCUGAUUCAUUUGGCUUUAGAUCAAACAUACGGGGCGUGUGCAAAAAUCGUUACGGUUUUACACCGACAUUCGACGAAAAAAAAAGCGUUAACAUGCUCAUUUUUGUACAGAUGAAAAAAACCCGCGGUCUUGUCUAUGAGACGGAUUAACAUGAACAUUAAUCGAAAGACUUUAAAAAAGAGUAAAUACAUGUUUUCUUCAGGUUUUUCAUCAUUACUGGUAAAAUUUCCUGGUUCUAGUUUAUACCAAAAUCAUUGCGUAAUUUCUUAUCUUUACUCUUUUUUUUCAAGUAGGACGGAAAUUUUCGCGCCCCCUUUACGGUGACAUAUCAGUGACUUGCGUUUGUCACUUAAAUUAUUACGCACUUCUUAAACCUGAAAGGUUGUCGGUAAAAUUGAUAAUUAGGUCUGUAUUUGGUUGAUUUUAAACUACGUCGUACAUAUUGUAAUCAUUAUCUCGGCGUUCUGCCAUUGGUCCGCAUUUGAAUGACACAAAUUUGAGAUAAAGAACUUCAAUAUUAAACCAUUUUGAAUUUAAUAACCAAUAGAAAAAAUCGACGUAGUAAAUACGCCCUCUUGUUUUUUUUUGUGUUUAUUUUUUUUCACGAGCCCGCUGGUUUCCCAAUAUUAAACGUUAUGUGAUAAAAUGAUAUAUAUAUAGGGAAAGAUAACCUGAAAUUACGUGUUAGAUUUAUAUUGUAUAUUUAAACAGAAGUUAAAAAAACAGAACAUUGUCUGUGGUUUAUUGUGCAAUGUCCAUUAUCCGAAAAUAAAAAAAGAACAUUACAAUUUUUCACCCAAACAAAACAGUUAGUUAUAAAAUUGUUUAGAGAUAAAUAACCAACAUUAAUUGUUUAAGUUAAAAUAAUUAACUUCUACUUUUAACAAAUGUAUUGCACUUUGAUUUGAUAUGGGGAGAGCAGUUCUGCAAAUUAAGUUUCACAUGUGUAGAUCCGUCAAAAAAGGACUGUAGUGGUUUUAGCAGAUCGAAAAUAGAUGUUAUGGUAUUUAGAUUCUGUUAUUUACCUAUAAAAAUUAAGGUGGUUUACCAUGAACUUAGUUCUGGAAGCACUGUCUAUAUGCUCAAAGAGAAACACCGUGGAUCUUAUCCAUAAUUUAGUGCACAAUAAUGGUACCUUCUUUCCUUUUAUAUCAUUCUCAAUAGAUUCAACACUCAAGACUAUCUGUCAGUAUUUUAGGUUAGUUUAUUUUUUUACAAUUAAACAUCUGCUACUUUGUGUCAAAAAGCAGAAAAAAUCAAUCUAUUGUGUUCAAUGGGAUAGAAGUAUGUUAGAAUCAUCAUAAAAUAUCACCAUUAUUGUUUAUUAGUAUAAGUGUACUUAUAUAUUUUCUUUGUUAGAGAAAUUUCGGGUAAACAUAACGGCAUCAUCCGUAAACCACGGCCGCUCCCUCGCGUGUACUUUUAAAAAAGUUAUCUUUUUAUUCUAAUGCAUGCACAUGCUCAAAACUCUUAGCGAAAGUACAAGUGUUUAUAACAAAAAUGUUGGAUAAUGAAUUUUACAUUGUAUAAGGAGAAAAAUUAUAUCAAUAGAAUAAAGGUAUUUUUUUUAUAUAUUUCUUUUUGCCUUUUAUGUGUUUGUCUCCAGGAAUAAAUACUUCUUUUUUUUCAGACCUAUUUUAUCUUUUAGUUUUAUUUAAAUUUUGAAACUAUUUUGAAAAUUAUGUACAUGAAUUAUGAAACAUAAAUGGAAUAUUGUUCUCAUCAAAGUAACUCCAUUUUUUUAAAGUUUUUUUUUUAAUUAUUAUUUACUUUUUUGUUUUAUUAAACACAAACAAUCGUUGAGGGGUUGUUCUAUUAUUUGGUUAUUUAUGGUAAUUUUAAUCAAUACAUUUGUACUUACAUCUUAUAAAGAAUGACUAAUUUUGAUUACUUUAUUGUGCCUGAAACAUUUUAGAGUAAUUUUAUGGGCAUUACUUAAGAUGCUUGUAAAAAAAUACGCUUUAAAAUUUCAAUUUUAAAUUUGUUAAUUUCAUCGUAUCAUUUUUUUUCAUUUACCGACGAAAUUCGAAUCUCAAUCUAGAUAAAAGUCUUUCCCAACCAAUAACAUGACGAUAUAAUACAAUUCAUGUAUAAUUUUGAUAAACAAGACUGCUAAAAUAAAUCUGAUACAAAAACUAUCUUACAUCUUAUAUUUUGAAAAAGAGGAUUUUAUUCGUCUUACACAUAUAUAUGUUUAUUGAGUAGUAAUUGUUGUUGUUUGGGAAAGAUUUUGUUUUGACGCUCAUUAAAUUUUAAUCUUAACUGAUACUAUAUUUUUGUUGUUAAGAUGAAAGAAAACUUAUGAUAAUAGCCAAGUGAACAGAAUAGUUUUUUUUCUACGUGUAUAAAUACACUAAAAAAUCCUGACAUCUCUUCACCAAGAGAACUAUUUUUGUUGUUUAAUUUUACUUGUUAUUUUUUAUGAAUAUUGUUCACACUCAACAUUUUUAUAAGUUUUCCUUUGUCUUAUUUUUGGUUUAUUUUUGUCUCAUUGUACAGUUAUGUUUGGGAUUACUGCAUUUGGAUAUAUGUUCGAAUGAAAAUUACAAUAAACAUAAAUAAAUCUA
This is a messenger RNA of Ruditapes philippinarum (Manila clam), 5520 nucleotides long. Its product is annotated as cyclic AMP-dependent transcription factor ATF-3-like. The record is from RefSeq and is a predicted model, not a curated record. NCBI's taxonomy places the organism in Eukaryota, Metazoa, Mollusca, Bivalvia, Venerida, Veneridae. Gene Ontology annotation, molecular function: RNA polymerase II cis-regulatory region sequence-specific DNA binding; DNA-binding transcription factor activity, RNA polymerase II-specific. The coding region runs from base 675 to 1466 and encodes 263 amino acids. Gene Ontology annotation, biological process: regulation of transcription by RNA polymerase II. The transcript is spliced from 4 exons. Gene Ontology annotation, cellular component: nucleus.